AUGUGGUUAUGCAUUGCAGCUUCCUGGCUUGGCCCCGAGGUGUGCAAGGAGAGCAAGAGAUACAGAGAGAGAGCGAGAAAGCGAGAGAAGCAGCAGCAUGUCUGUUUGUUUUCCAGUGUGUCUCUGCCACUUACUGGGCCUGCUAGACAACAGAAGUUUUCAGAGGGUCCAACGGACGAUGCGUAGGCCUACAGCUUAACGAGCGCAGGUAGGACUCACCUGUCCUCUUCAGUGGGUCACAGAGUCAAGUGCAGGCCUCUAAAUUAACUUUUUCCAUCACUAGCCACAAUGACUAGCAGAUGUCAAUCUUACUAGCCAAACACACACUCACUAAAAGUGGGUGAAAGUGGCUAGUAAGUUGGUCUUUUCUACCAGCCAAGCUGAAUUUUUAACUGCAUUUGACCGGUCGGCUGGUGUUAACUGAGAGCCCUGCUCAAGUGACUCACAAAACAAAAUUGACAGACGAAGAGCAAGAGAGUGUGUGUGUGAGAGAGAAAAGAAAGACGAGAGGAAAGAGAGUAGCCUAGUAGGGUAGUCGUGGUCUUGGUCGUGGUCGGGGCUGAUCGAGGAGGUGAUGGCGGCCCUCCUGAUGCGGAUCUUCCGCCUGGGCGCUGCGGAGAAGAAGCGCGUCAGGCAGUACGAGCACCUCCGCAGGGACGAGGACCCCGGGGACACCUGGGAGACACAGGGGGAGCUGGGGGACGGAGCCUUCGGGAAGGUCUACAAGGCGGUCAAUAAAUCGAGUGGGUCCUUGGCGGCGUCCAAGGUGAUCGAGGUGCGGAAUGAAGAGCAGCUGGAGGACUACAUCACAGAGAUCGACAUUCUGGCCCAGUGUCGCCAUAGCAACAUCAUCUCCCUGCUGGACGCCAUUUUCUUUGACGGCUGGCUCUGGAUCCUGAUUGAGUUUUGCCCUGGGGGAGCAUUAGAUGACAUCAUGCUUGAGCUGGAGCGGGGUCUAAGUGAGCAGCAGAUCAGCGAGGUGUGCUGCCAGUGUCUGCAGGCCCUGUCCUACCUGCACCAGCACCACAUCAUACACAGAGACCUCAAGGCCGGCAACAUACUGCUCACCAUGGAGGGACAGGUCAAACUGGCUGAUUUUGGAGUGUCUGCGAAGAACGACCACACACUCCACAAGAGAGCCACGUUCAUUGGCACCCCCUACUGGAUGGCUCCUGAGGUGAUCUACUGCGAGACGUCCAAGGACAACCCGUACUCCACCAAGGCCGACAUCUGGUCACUGGGCAUCACCCUGAUCGAGGCGGCCGAGAUGGAGCCCCCACACCACUCCCUCAACCCCAUGAGGGUGCUGCUCAAGAUCACCAAGUCCCCCCCUCCCACGCUCACCAACCCUCGAAUAUGGUCUUCGCACUUCCAGGACUUCCUGCGGCGUGCGCUGCAUAAGAACCCUGAGUCCCGCUGGGGGGCCCAGCAGCUGCAGACCCACCCCUUCUCCUGCGCCGGGCGCGACGGCAGAGCACUCAAGGAGCUCAUCGCAGAGGCCAAGGCAGAGGUCACGGAGGAGAUAGAGGCAGAGUCUCUUCUGGACAUCCAUAGCGCAGCAGAGUUAAGUGCGAAUCAGGAGAAGAGACCCUCCGUGUCUGUGGAGACCGAGGCCUUGCCCACCACACAGGAGAUCCCAUCCCCUGCAGGAGAUCCCUCCCCAACCUCCCCUCCAGCCCAAGAAGCACCCGUUCCAGAACCCCAGGCCCAACCCCCGGAAUGUUCUACUCCGGAACCCACAACACCCACUCCAGAACCUUCUUCUCCUUGUGUGGAACCGGCAGUGCAGACUCCACAGGAAACUGGCUCGGUGAUGUCCAGAAAGGCCUCCUCGGCAGGUGACAAGGCCCAGAAAAGGGCACGACGGCGGUCGGUACCAGGCACCCUUCUGUCCUUCCUGUCCCGACGCAAGUCCGGUUUCUGGAGCGAAAACCCCAUGUCAAGCAAACAGCAACAAGCAGAACAGACAUCCAACAGUAAAAACACAGAGGGACAAGCAGACACAGCCACUGCUAGUACGAAUGCAGACGGACAUGCCAACGCGGCCACCAGCACAAACACAGAUGGACAGGCAGACACAUCCACCAGCGUCACAUCCACAGAGGGUGCCCCAGGUCCCACAGUGGGCCCCACAGAGGCUUGUCAGGAUAUGUUCGAUUUCAAGGCUAUGCCAGCUGAUGGAGGCUCAUCUGAGGAGAAAGGGGACAUGGUUACAGUUUCUGGUGGUGAAACGUGUGAUAAAGCAGCAGAAAGCCGUGGGACUUUGGAGACGAAUGGGGCAGAGGGACAGGUGACGGGUGACGAGGUGGAUGCCAAGAUGUCAAGUCAGUCACCUUCAACAGACACACAGCUUCUUGCCUUGACAACAUGUCCACCUACGACAUCGGAUAAACAUCCACCUCCUACAUCAGACAGCCCACCUCCACCUCUGGCAUUAGACAUGGAUUCACCUCCUGGUGAUAAUCUUUCACACUCCACUACAGACUCACAUCCAUCCUCUGCCCCAGACACACAUCCAUCUUCUGCAUCAUCAGACACACCUCACCCUCCGGCUUCAGAAACACUGUGCCCUGGGACUGAAACACUAGUCACAACGGAGUCGAACGAGCCCGUUCCUCUUGUUACGACAGAAACCUCAGACCUUGCCGACGUCUCACACGACACACAGGAAGUGAUGCAAGCCUCUUUAUCUGGUAGUUCCUCUCAGACGCGGUUGCCAGGCAACACCAGUAGCAGCAACAGCAGUGACUCCCCGACCACAGAGCAGCCUGAUCAAACUGACUCAGGAGGAUCCCAGAGUCGUUUGGUUCCCGCUCUUGCUCUUGAAGAACCUCAGUGUCCUCCUCCUCCACAUGACAACUCAGGUCCGAGUGUGAGGGACUCCUUAGACCUGGCCACUGUGGUGGGCUCAGAAGGCACUCCUGAUACCUCUACUACAGGUAUCACCAAGCACCCGAUGCUAGCCGACCUCACGGUUAACUCUGGGCUAGAUGUGGAUAAGCUAGACGACGAGGCGACCGAAGAGCAGAGUAGUAGUAGUAUUAGUAGUACACAGCUUACUGAAAGUGAGACAGUGGAGAAGGAUGGAGGAGAUGGGGGGUUGGAGGAGACAUGCCAGGAACAUGGGGUGGAGGAAGGUGGAGAUACCUCAGGGGUGGAUGAGGAGGUUCAGGAUAAGGCAGACGUGGUUGGGCACCCAGAACCCAGAAGUCCAACUACCGAGCCCAAUGUUACAGACACUGAGUCCAAGGCGAGGGACCUUGAGGUGGUGGCCGACUCCAAGGUCGUAGAUGUCGAGUCCAAGGUCAUAGACACUGAGCCAGAGGUCAAGGUCAUAUACACUGAACCUGAAGGUCAGCCAGCUUCAUCAGUGUCAGGAGAAGGGACAAACAUCCAUAGGCCUGGAGAGGCAGAACUUGAGGCGGCCAGUCAGCAAGUUUUAUCAGAGGUAGCUGAGGAGAAAGAGGGAGGGCAGGCAGAAAAGACAGGAGAGGAGAGAGAACAGAUAGAUGAGCAUAAGGAGCCAAAUGAAAGAGGGGAGGAGAAAGAGGAAGAGGAGAGGAAAGAAAGUCUUGGUGAACCUGAGCUGCAGACAACAGUGGUGGAACUGUCAGGCAGUUGUAGUGAAACUGCGAAGAUGAGUGAAUCAGAUCUGAAACAGUGUGACAACUCAUCUCUUGUAGAUAGUGUAGAUAGUGUAGAGACACAGGUGAGAGAGGAUGAUACAAAGACAGGAGAAAAAGAAUCAGAAGCAGAAGAAUCUUCCAGUCAAAGCAGAACAGAAGAGAUAAGUAGUAACAGCCACCUGGAAAAUAAUGUUGGUUCUGAGGGUGACAGUAAAGUUGAGGAACCUGAGAAGACACUAGACGAACAGAAUCACAAAGAGGCUCCUCCUCAGCAAACCAAAGACACACCUUCACUGAAGUCAACGAAGAAGGUGAGCUUUGAGGUGACCACGGACUCUAAUGGAGGUGUGGAGGGGAGUGGGGAGCACUCUGAUAAGACACUUUCCAAUGGAGGCACCUCCGAACCCCCGCUCUCACCGGCCAACGGGUCCCACCACACGGCGAGGACGCUCUCGAUCAGUAUGGAGGGCCAGAGUGAUGCAGGUGACAAAGAGAAGGUUCCCAUGUCCCCAGGAGCCGAUGGGGAGCUGGUUCCCAGCCGGCGCACGGUGAAGAGGACCCGCAAGUUCAUGGUGGACGGGCGAGAGGUCAGCAUCACCACCUCCAAGGUCAUCAGCCAAGGACAAGAGGACAAGGACGAGCAGAUGCGCUCCGUCAGACGUCAGGAGCUGCAUGCCCUAAAGCAGCUGCAGAGAGAGGAGCAGAGAGAGUACACGCAGCUGGAGCAGAGACUACAACACCAGAGGGAACUCAUGUUCAGACACAUCGAACAGGAGAUGACCAGUAAGAAGCAGUACUAUGACGGUGAGCUGGAGCGUGUGGAGCGUCAGUACCAGCAGCAGAGCGGCCGCAUGGAGUCGGAGCACACGGCCCGGCUGACUGAGGAGGCGCGCAGGCUCAAGGCCCAGCAGGAGAAGGAACUGCACCGCAGGGGAACCACCAAGGGGGACCCUAAAGAGGAGCAGCGUUUCCUGCAGAAGCAGCAGCAGGAGCUGAAUGAGGCGUUGCAGAGAGCCGUGCAGGAGCACAAGCGGAAGCUCACCUCCUUCGAAUGGGAGAUCACCGACAAAAUCAGACAGCUAAAACGAGCUCGUGAGUCUGUGAUCUGGGAGCUGGAACAGCGCCACCUGCAGGAGAAGUACCACCUGUUCAAGCAGCAGGUGAAGGAGCAGUACUCCCUGCAGAGGCAGCAGCUCACCAAGAGGCACAGCAAGGAUAAGGAGCGUGCCUCCCGGUUUCACCAGUCCCUGCUGGAUGAACAGAAGGGGCAGCAGCAUCAGGAGCGGAGCCGCUUCCAGCGCAGCCAGCGGGCCGAGUCCAAGGCCCGACUCAGCACCUUCAAGGCGGAGCUGAGGAAGCUAAGCCUGAGUGGGGCAGAACACAGACAGCGCAUCACACAGUUCCUGGCGGAGGAUGAGAGUAGGCAGCGUGUGGAGAGGCAGGCCCUGGUGCAGACACAGGAGGCCCAGCUGAAGGAGGUCCAGGACCAGUGUGACUCCAACAUCGCCGAACUGCAGCAACUACAGAAUGAGAAGCUGCAGCUGUUGCUGGACAUGGAGAAAAAGAAGAUCAAAGCGCUGGAGGACGAACACACUCUGGAACUGGACGAGUGGAGGAAGAAACUGGCCUGCCGAAAAGAGGCGUUAGAGGACGACCUCGCUCGACGUCGGAGGGAAAAGGAAGGGAGUAGGCGGAGAGGCAGUGAACCAGAGAGCCGAUUCGCAGCUCGGCGACCAAAGUUCUUCCCCAGUCUUAGUUUCUCCUAAUCUACAGCUGUAUACAUUUGGUAGCCGAGGGUUAAUGUUUAGGGAGUUGAUUUGGUUAGGGUUGCAGUCCAUGAGUGUGACC
Molecule: messenger RNA, 5474 nt
Organism: Engraulis encrasicolus (European anchovy)
Lineage: Eukaryota; Metazoa; Chordata; Actinopteri; Clupeiformes; Engraulidae
Product: serine/threonine-protein kinase 10
Exons: 18
Coding region: 575-5392 (1605 amino acids)
Biological process (GO): protein phosphorylation
Molecular function (GO): ATP binding; protein serine/threonine kinase activity
Source: RefSeq, a predicted model, not a curated record